Molecule: messenger RNA, 1815 nt
Organism: Solenopsis invicta (red fire ant)
Lineage: Eukaryota; Metazoa; Arthropoda; Insecta; Hymenoptera; Formicidae
Product: ankyrin repeat, SAM and basic leucine zipper domain-containing protein 1
Exons: 9
Coding region: 206-1708 (500 amino acids)
Biological process (GO): piRNA processing
Cellular component (GO): pi-body
Molecular function (GO): protein binding
Source: RefSeq, a predicted model, not a curated record
CGCAGUCCGUAGCUCGGCCGCCAAGCCAAUCCGCGCCAAUCCGGCGUUUUUUAUUCAAAGCAAGAGCAAGAGUCCCCGUCGUGUCAGAGAGAGUCCUUGGUCCUGCCCCUUUCGCCUUUCGCUUUUGCGAGAAUCAGCGAGAAUCGUCUGAAACAGAAACUGAUUCGGAAAAUUUCUCUUGUAUCCUCUCGAUAUCGUCUUAGCGAUGUGCGCAUACAAGAGUUUGAUGCCCGCUGGCAUGUCCGACGAUGACGACGAAGAUGAUGAUGAUGUUUUCUUCCCUCUCGAGGAGAACCAUUCUACCGUUAAAGAGUAUACUUCUCCAAGGAAGGAGGAAACUAAAAAACCUCAAGUCGUCGAUGUCGAUGAGAUACACGAUGAGCAACGUAGCUACGAGGAUCGCCUUGUGAAGGCUUUUAUGAUGGAACAGUUGGAAGUGAUACAGGAAUAUGUCGAACAACAUGAUGUCAAUAAUUUCCUGUACACUGGAUGGACUCCGUUAUUAUAUGCAGCUUCAUUGGUACAACCGGAAAUAAUAGAGUAUCUUUUGUCACAUGGUGCAAAUCCAAAUAAGCAUAAAGAUGGAUAUACGCCUCUCAUGGCACUAUGUAAUUCUACAAAAGGAACCUUGGAAAAAUCUUUGAGAUGCCUUGAGCUUUUAUUAACAGCAAAGGCGGAUGCAAACUUGACGAAUAAGCGGAGAGAAACAGCUCUAAUGUAUGCCUGUGUGUCGCAUGAUGCGGAAUUUGUCUUUGAACUUAUAAAAUAUGUACAAAAUCUGGAUGCCUGUGACAGUGAUGGAAAAACUGCAUUGAGCUAUGCAGUUAUAGCUAAUAAGCCUGAUAUCGUCAGAAUUUUUUUGGCACAUAACGUGAAUACUUCAUUGACGGACGUGCACCAUGUAUCUGCCAAAGAUAUCGCGGAUACAAAAGGAUUUACAGAGAUAUCCGCUCUGUUGAGUACAGAUGAAGAAGAGAUAGAAACUUUUUGCGAAGUAUCCGAAGUAAUGACCUGGAAAGAUUUAUUUCCAAAUUUAUAUCCUAGAAAACAUGAAUCUUUAAAUUAUGAUAUAUCAGUGAUGCUAUGUGGAAUGGGUUUGGAAAAAUAUGGCAAAUUAUUUCAAGGAAUGGAUAUUAAAACUUUUUUGCAAUUGACAGAAGAUGAUCUUUGCCAUCUAGGAAUUGACAUUACUGUUCAUAGAGAUCAGUUCCUAGAAAAACUUGACAAAUUUCAUAAUAGAAAAUGGCGUAUAGACGCUUUUGGCAAUAUUAAGAAAACUGAUUCAUAUACAAUUUAUGAUGGUGUAAUAUCAUUGACAAAUGCAAAGAGACAGAUUAGCGUGAUAGCGUCUAGUUUCCAGUACAUCAAAAAUAAUUUGCUGAAAGCUGCUAACGAAAAUAUCGAUCUAUCUCCUACGAAAAGACUGGCAUAUGAAGAAGAACUGAUAAAAACGCAAAAAACUUUGAAACUCUUAAAGAAUGAAAUAAUACAAGCUAAGAAAUUAGCCCAAGAGAUCGAUAAGGAAAAUAACAUAGGUGUACCGCCAACUUGGAUUAAUCCCAAGAGUAAAACUGGUUGGACUAUAACAAUAAGUAUUACAUUAAUGGUAGGGCUGUAUUUAUGCAAAAAAAUGCAUGUUCAAAGAUUAUGGAAUAUGUAUAACUUUAGGAUAUUCUCAGCCCUUCGUUUAUCAAACAAAUUUCAAUGAAUAUUUUUUCAAAUGAAUUCAAAUGUUACAUUGUUUCAUAACAUAAAUAAGCUUUAUAUAUAAUUUUAUUACUAUUAUAUAUAUAAUUACAACUCAAAACUCUUAGC